AAAUAUCAAAGCAAGCAAAAAGGAAAGCUACCUCUGUUUCACUGUUCUAUCUCAAACUCAAAACAAAACUAAAUUUCCAAAGCCUCUCACCAAGCUUUAAGGGUUUUCCAAGAUUGGGAUAAAACUCAAAAAUCUUAAUUAGGGUUUUAGAGAAAGACAGAGCAACAUGGACCAUGGCCUUCGUCCCAGACAGAGGGAGUUCUUCAUUGGCUUCACAAAGGGCGAGAUGGAGAGAAUGGACAAAUUGGUGAGGGAAUCAGGUGAAGAAGUGCUAGCCAAAGAAUUUUGUCAAAAUUUGGCCAAAAGUUUCAAUCGCUCUGUUGGUCGUGCUGGAAAACCAAUUGUGAAAUGGAUUCAGGUGCAAAAUUGGUUCCAGGAAAGGAUACAAGAGUUUCCAAACAUAUUGAAAGAUCUCCAGGGAGUUUGUCCUUCCACUAAGGCACCUAAAACCAAAGAAAAACCUAAAGUUCAAUCCAAAGCAGAAGAAAAGAUCCCAGAGUCAGAGUUGGAAUUUGAAGCUAGGUCAUCAAAGGAUGGGGCAUGGUAUGAUGUUGACAUGUUCCUGUGUCACCGAGUUGCUAGUGCGGGAGAAACUGAAGUUCGUGUUAGAUUUGUUGGAUUUGGUGCCGAAGAAGAUGAGUGGGUUAACGUAAAAAAAGCAGUGCGAGAGCGCUCUGUGCCCCUAGAGAAUUCAGAAUGUAGUUCAUUGAAGGUUGGAGAUCAUGUCCUCUGCUUACUGGAGAAGAGAGAUCAAGCUAUCUACUAUGAUGCUCAUAUUAUAGAAAUCCAUCGAAGAAUGCAUGAUAUAAGGGGGUGUAGGUGUCUUUUCUUCAUUCGGUAUAAUCAUGACAAUAACGAGGAAAAAGUUCGGUUAAGGAGACUGUGUCGUAGGCCAAUACGGUAGAAGAUGGGCAAUGACUUCUUAGCCGAAUGCAUGGUCACUUCUUUUUUGCGCACGAGCUGUGCGGCACGGAUAGACUAGAUCACGACAUCACUUUGAUCCAGGAUUGAUGAUGGUUGUCUGUGCGUGUUGUAAUGUAACUUAUUUUCUUUGUAUCAGAAUAAUGGUUGAUUAAUAAAAAUAAAUAAGAAAUAGAAGACGAAGGAAAAGAAAGAUCUUGCUUGAUCACA
Messenger RNA from Fragaria vesca subsp. vesca, 1131 nucleotides. RefSeq lists its product as uncharacterized. The transcript is spliced from 9 exons. NCBI's taxonomy places the organism in Eukaryota, Viridiplantae, Streptophyta, Magnoliopsida, Rosales, Rosaceae. The record is from RefSeq and is a predicted model, not a curated record. Bases 167 to 904 code for a protein of 245 amino acids. Gene Ontology annotation, molecular function: chromatin binding.